Molecule: messenger RNA, 1917 nt
Organism: Diaporthe citri
Lineage: Eukaryota; Fungi; Ascomycota; Sordariomycetes; Diaporthales; Diaporthaceae
Exons: 2
Coding region: 1-1917 (638 amino acids)
Cellular component (GO): dynactin complex
Source: RefSeq, a predicted model, not a curated record
AUGGCUGCAUUGACUCCAUACACCUAUAUUCAAUGUCCCUGCUCCGACCCUGCCAACCUCUCCCGCCACAGCCACAGCGAUCCGACCACCCCGAGCGCCACCGAGGAGCUCGACGCCUUCGAGCGGCCCUUCGACCCGCGAGCCCCUCGCGCGGCCUACAGCCUUUACCCCCUCGAGUACCUGCUCUACUGCGAGGACUGCCACCAGAUCCGCUGCCCCAGGUGUAUUGCCGAGGAAAUUGUUACAUAUUACUGCCCCAACUGUCUGUUCGAGGUGCCAGGGAGCAACAUCAAGAGCGAUGGCAACAGGUGCACCCGCAGUUGCUUCCAAUGCCCCGUCUGUGUAGGGCCUCUAUCUGCCACCGCGGUCGACCCCCCACCCCCCUCCGACUCCGAGAGCAAAGAGGCAUACUCCUCCGCUCUCCCGUCCUACAUCCUCACCUGCUCCUACUGCCAGUGGACCUCCAGUGAGAUCGGCAUCAAGUUCGACAAGCCAAACGGCAUCUACGCGCAGCUUCAGAAAAUACGCAACGGCGGCAAGACACGGCUGACCCCAAAGGAGCGCAAGGACAGGCGCAAGGAGGCCGUCACAGCCAGCAGCGGCGUGAGCUCGACGGCGCUGGGGUCAUCUGCUCUGCCACCAAUAGGGGAGGAGGCACCGGCGGCGAGACAGCAGGCUCCAGCUGGAGCAGCCGAGGACCUCGACGUCGAGACCCAGUUCGCAAACCUGAGGGCCUUCUACCAGUCGCAACUCGCAGAUGCUUCUGACAAAGGCGGCCUGUCGUCCCUCGGGGAGCUGGGGAUUGGCUCGCCGGGUUCCCUAUCACGCAUAAUGAGCUUGUACACGGGAACAGGGCUGCUGGGCGACAAGAAAGCCAAGUCGCGGUCCAACGUGAUGCGAGAGUCACUGGAGCCAGACGAAGGGCUGCAAGUCGCGGAUCUAGAUGAGACAAAGGCCAUCGAGCGCCUGCACAAGUCCGCCUGGGACGAGACCGCAUCACACAACCAGACGACCUCCCAGCCGCCCGUCAACGUGUGCGAGCCGAGCCUGCACGGCCGCUCGCGGUUCGUCGACGAGCUGCGACCGGUCGCCUACCUUCUGCGCACGAAGCGCUCCAAGCGGUGCCCCGUCUGCCGUCACAUCGUGUCCAAGCCCGAGGCCAAGGUGACCAACACACGGUUCCGCAUCCGCCUCGUGGCGGGGAGCUACAUCCCCAGCAUCUCGAUGCGGCCGCUGCAGGCGACGUCGCUGUCGCAGAGCAUCUUGGGCAACCCGUUCGCGGGCACGUCGACCUCUGCGCCCGCGGGCCCUCCCGCGCUUCUCGCGCCCCUCCGGCCCGUGCAGUACCUGCUCACCUUCAAGAACCCCAUCUUCGAGCCCGUCCGCGUCACGCUGGCCACGCCGUCCGUCACGCCGGGCCGAUUCGCCAGCAAGGUCACCGUGCUGUGCCCGGAGUUCGAGAUCGACGCCAACACGGACGUCUGGGACGAGGCCCUGAAAGACAGGCGGUCGCUGCUCCAGCAGCAGAUGCAGCAGCAGCAGCAGCGCGAGGACACGCCCGGCGGGGGCACGGGCCAGCCGUCCGUGGAGCCGGGCAAGGUGUGGGAGCGCGGCCGCAACUGGGUCACCAUCGUGGUGGAGGUUGUCCCCGCGAGCCUGGAGCGCGCGAGGACAAACGCCAGCCUCGUGCGCACCGGCAGCGGCGGCUGGGGGCUGGGCACCAAGCGCGAGCUGGACAUGGGCCCGCUGCGUCCCGACGAGGACGUGCUGGAGAUACCGAUGUUUGUGCGUCUCGAGUGGGAGACGGACGCGGCAGGCGAUGAGGGCCGGGCCGGGGACAGCAAGGGCGACGGGAGGGAGAAGAGGGAGCUUGCGUAUUGGUGUGUGAUGGGGCUUGGGAGGAUCAGCCAGGAUUGA